AUGAGCACCAAAGGCUCAGUUCUCAUCACUGGCUGCAGCGACGGCGGCGUCGGCUCUGGCCUCGCGCUCGUUUUCCAGGAAAGAGGAUAUCACGUUUUUGCGACAGCACGAAACCCAGAGAAAAUGACAAAUCUCAAGAACCUCCCUAAUGUCACCUUGCUGGAGCUAGAUGUCGUCGUGCCGAGCCAGAUCCGUGCCGCUGUCGAGGCGGUCACGGCGAUUACCGGUGGAGACCUGACGGUCCUGAUCAACAAUGCAGCGCAGUUUCACUAUAUGCCGUUACUAGAUGAUGACAUCGAGGCUGCAAAGCAGACCUUUGACGCGAAUGUCUGGGGCCCGCUCGCGGUGACGCAAGCAUUUGCGCCGCUUUUGAUCAAGGCUCGUGGCAUGGUGGUUAACAUAACCUCUAUUGCUGGACACAACCCUGUGCCGUGGUUAGGUGUAUAUGGCGCAUCGAAACGUUCACAAGAACAUAUGGCUGACAUUCUCCGUCUUGAGCUAUCCCCAUUUGAUGUCAAGGUCUUGUCUGUCGUAACUGGCGCUGUUGCGACAGGUACCCAAAGUACCAAAGACUUUCGAUUACCAUCCGGCUCGCGGUAUAAGGCCAUCGAGCAGAGGAUCGUUGAACGUGGACCUACUGAUAGCCGAUCCCGGAUGCCGUUAAUGACCUACACGAAUCAGGUCGUAUAUCAGAUUGAGGCGGGGGCAACGGGUAAAGUGUGGCUUGGGGACCACGCAGAAGAUGCUAAACAGGCGUCUCUCCAUCCAGAGACUGCUGCACAAUGGGUAUGA
Messenger RNA from Penicillium alfredii, 792 nucleotides. RefSeq lists its product as uncharacterized. Bases 1 to 792 code for a protein of 263 amino acids. The transcript has 2 exons. Gene Ontology annotation, molecular function: triacylglycerol lipase activity; acylglycerone-phosphate reductase (NADP+) activity. Gene Ontology annotation, cellular component: endoplasmic reticulum; lipid droplet. Gene Ontology annotation, biological process: triglyceride catabolic process; phosphatidic acid biosynthetic process. Lineage: Eukaryota; Fungi; Ascomycota; Eurotiomycetes; Eurotiales; Aspergillaceae. The record is from RefSeq and is a predicted model, not a curated record.